CUUUGGGGGUUCCCUGAAACUUUCACUUCUCCCAGAACCAUCCUUAAGACCCUCCUAAGAGGAUCUCUAACCUUAAAAGAUUCUCUCUGAAUCUUUGCAACUCCAAGUGCCCAGGGCCUCCACCUCCUUCAUAAGAGAAAGCUUUCUCCUAAUAUGUCCUGAGACGUAUCACCCUCUCAGAGGUACCUGAGAGCCCUAUCCUAGUAUAUCUGUCCCUUCUCACCAAGUGUGAGUACCCUAAAUUCCAAACAGUUGCUGCAUUCAGACCCUAAGCACUCCCUGAGGCUCCAACCUCCUGAUUUUUGCCCAGACUUUGACUCUAGGAUUCUGGGACCGCCCUGUCCUAAACCAGGCACCCUGUAACCCCUGCUUGAAGAGGAAUUCCCUUCAUAACUGAGAUUUCAGAAAGACCCUGCGACAUGAUCAUUCUAGGAAAACACCAAUAUCUGGCGGUACCUCAUUCUGCUAAAUGCAGGUUCCCUCCCACCCCCAAGGAAAACCAACCAUUUCUCUAUCCUAAGUUCCCCACUCAAACCCCUUGCCCUCAACCCUGAAAACCCCAAGUAGCUCCCAAGUCAUCUCCAGGUUAAAAAAGAAAAGCAUAGAACUCAGGUUUUUCACAGCCUCCAGAGACCUGCUACUUGAAAGGUUCCCCAUAAGUGGACCUCUACUACCUCCGGAACCGACCCUUCAGAAUGCUCCAGGCUGUUCUCACCUUUGAGCAUCUCCUAAUAUACUUUGGGGUCUUAAUCAUUCCCCCACCACACACACACAGCAAACCUCAUCCUCCACUCCCUGCACCCCUUCCAGCCCUGGCCCUCAGCAAGUACUCUAGAGAGGAAGCCGCCUUCAGCCUCAGCAGCCAAGUUCAGAAAAUCCAGCCCAGCCCCGGAAACCUCCACCCAGUUCCCACGGGGAGCCUCCCCGCAGCAGGGCAUAGGAAAGUGAGGGCCCACUUGCUUUUGUAGAGGUUCCUGGUGAUAUACAUUCACAGACAAGGAGCCUCCAGCAAUGCCAUGAGAAGCCUACAGUGGGAAGGAAGAACCCAAAUUUGAGCCCCUGGCACCCAGGGCCAAACCUGAAGAUGGCCAGAGGCCUGGUUGGAGUCCUACUUUGUGUCUGACUAUGACCCCACCAUUGAGGAUUCCUACACAAAGAUCUGCACUGUGGAUGGCGUCCCUGCACGGCUAGACAUCCUGGACACUGCAGGGCAAGAGGAAUUUGGUGCCAUGCGGGAGCAGUACAUGCGUGCUGGCAACGGCUUCCUGCUGGUGUUUGCCAUUAACGACAGGCAGAGUUUCAAUGAAGUGGGCAAGCUGUUCACUCAGAUCCUCAGAGUGAAGGACCGUGAUGAUUUCCCCAUAGUGCUGGUUGGGAACAAGGCAGAUCUGGAGACCCAGCGCCAGGUCCUCCGAUCUGAAGCCUCCUCUUUCAGUGCUUCCCACCACAUGACUUACUUUGAGGCCUCAGCCAAACUGCGCCUGAAUGUUGAUGAGGCAUUUGAGCAGCUGGUGCGGACGGUCCGGAAAUACCAGGAGCAAGAACUCCCUCCUAGCCCACCCAGUGCUCCCAGGAAGAAGGAUGGGGGGUGUCCCUGUGUCCUGCUGUAGCCAAACAGCCUCAAGCGACCAGCACCAGCUCUCGGGACCAGCUGCCUCACACUAGAUGUGUGGCCCAAGGCUCUCUCUGGCUGAGCCUCCGUUUCAUCCUCUGGGUUCCCCAGGACACACUACACCCUCUUACCUUUACUUCCUGGCCUCCUGGGGCUACCACUGUGUGCCUUCUGUCAAUACCUCCUCCUUAACCCCACAUGACCCUGGUAGGGUGAGGAGCAUCUUGUCACUGCUGUAUAUAAUAAGUCCCAUCUUCCAGAAAAAUAAAUAUCACUGCCAAUGA
Grammomys surdaster is the source of this 1896-nucleotide messenger RNA. RefSeq names its product RAS related (gene Rras). The transcript has 6 exons. The record is from RefSeq and is a predicted model, not a curated record. Bases 1230 to 1610 code for a protein of 126 amino acids. Gene Ontology annotation, molecular function: GDP binding; GTP binding; GTPase activity. Lineage: Eukaryota; Metazoa; Chordata; Mammalia; Rodentia; Muridae. Gene Ontology annotation, cellular component: plasma membrane. Gene Ontology annotation, biological process: signal transduction.